AUGGCCGUGGCAGUCCCGCCCAAGGUUUCUAUAGCAGCGCCGCAGCACCCGACGUACAACGUCAAGCAGGUCAUCAAGGCGGCACUUGACGAGGAUGCAGGGGACAGGGGUGACGUCACCACACAGGCCACCAUAAGCGAGGCCACUCAGGCGACAGCCACCUUCCUGGCUAAGGCGGAUGGCACCCUGGCGGGUGUGGCUGUGGCUGACAUGGUGUUCGGUUUGGUGGACCCCUCCCUGAAGGCAGAGUGGAGCAAACAAGACGGCGAUCGCGUGCGGCGGGGCGAGGAGUUUGGCAUCUUGAAAGGGUCGGCCCGCAGCAUUCUGGUUGCGGAGCGGAUCGCCUUGAACUUCAUGCAGCGCAUGUCUGGCAUUGCCACGGCCACCAGCGCCAUGGUAUCAGCAGUGGAGGGCACCGGCACCAGGAUCCUGGAGACCCGGAAGACCGCGCCGGGCCUGCGGCUGCUGGACAAGUGGGCCGUGCUGCUGGGCGGCGGCGCCAACCACCGCAUGGGGCUGUACGACAUGAUGAUGAUAAAGGACAACCACAUCGCGGCGGCUGGCGGCAUCAGGCGCGCGGUGGAGCGCGCGGAGGCGUUCAUUAGUGAACAGGGGCUGCCAGAUCUGCAGGUGGAGCUCGAGACGCGCACCCUGGAGGAGGUCGACCUGGCGCUCGAGAUUUUGGGCAGCGGCGCGGCGCCCCAUGUGUCGCGGAUCAUGCUUGACAACAUGGCACGCCGCGACACGUCUAAGCCCGGCGGCGUGGACGUUUCGAUGCUCCGGGCCGCCAUGGCGCGCGUCUCCGCGCACAACGCCGCCGCGGCCGCCGCGGGCCGGCGGGCGGUGGAGACGGAGGCGUCGGGCAACGUGACGCUCGAGAGCGUGCGGGCGUUUGCAGAGGCGGGGGUGGAUUUUGUGUCGGUGGGGGCACUGACGCACAGCGUGACUGCGCUGGACAUUUCCCUGAAUAUCGAGACGCAACAGUAG
This is a messenger RNA of Monoraphidium neglectum, 987 nucleotides long. Its product is annotated as nicotinate-nucleotide pyrophosphorylase (carboxylating). Gene Ontology annotation, biological process: NAD+ biosynthetic process; quinolinate catabolic process. The transcript is spliced from 9 exons. The record is from RefSeq and is a predicted model, not a curated record. Gene Ontology annotation, molecular function: nicotinate-nucleotide diphosphorylase (carboxylating) activity. NCBI's taxonomy places the organism in Eukaryota, Viridiplantae, Chlorophyta, Chlorophyceae, Sphaeropleales, Selenastraceae. The coding region runs from base 1 to 987 and encodes 328 amino acids. Gene Ontology annotation, cellular component: cytoplasm.